ACUGCUUUGGCAUUUUUUCCGAAAAGUGAAAACAUGGCAUUUCCACCCGAUGACAAUGCAAUAGGAGAAUUGUUUAAUAGUCGAGGAGCUCAAAUUUACUGGGAUAACUGGAACAAAUUAACACAUUGGUAUAGCACAUAUAUGAUGCCUGUGAUGGCUAAAUGUGAUGCUAAAAUACAGAGAGAAGUUCAAUGUGGUGAAAAUAGUGAUCAAAGACAUGAUAAGCAUAUAAGAAGGCGAAGAAAAAAGAGAGAGAAAGGAAAUAAAUACUCUAAAAAGUGUUCAUCAUUUUCUCAAGCCCAAAAUAGUAAAAGAAAUGAGGAAGAAGAUUUAUCUAAGGAUGAGCCAGUUUCUUCAGAAUUUUUAGAAUUCUCUCAAAUAACGUUGCAGCAUCGACUUGAUCUCAAGAAAAUGAGAGAAGAUCAAGGAAUUGAUGAAAAUAUUGAAUAUGCUGCAGAUGACGAAGGUCCCGAAGAGAAACCAACUCCUUCCUCUGAUCCACCAGAUGUUCAGGCUGGAAGUGCAAGAACUAACGAGCUCAAGUUAUUAUAUGGAAGUAACACACUACAAAUUCAAUCUCUUGAGACGCAAUUACAAGCUGAAUUUGAUGAAAACCGAACCAGACUUCAGCCUAAAUUGUGGCCUGUGAUUCCCCUCAAUUUGUGAUGGUUUAGUAAAUGGCUAGUUAUGUUUUAGCCACAUUGCAAAUGAAUGAAAAGAGAUUUGUGUUGAGCUACAGCUGCACAAAAGUUGAGCUGUUUUGGGAAAAGGAUGGUGUCAAAUAUGAAAUGGAAAUUAUGCAGAAUUUUUUACCAAAUAAUGGAAUGUAUACAUACAACAUGAUAUAGCCGCUCACAAUUUUAUAUCGUUAGCGGAUGAGGAACUCAUUGAUUAUGAUAAUUCUGUAGCAUUAGACUUAUUUCGUUGUACUGAACAAUUAGACGUUUGCAAAUCAGGAAGCAAAAGUAUAUUCUUAUAAAUUAGGAUAAUAAUAUUAUUCCUUUUAUAGAAUUGCAAACGUGCACUGUGCAGCAUUUCAUCACGAAACUAAAUGUUCAUGUUAUAUCUGGUGCUGUAAUAUGAUUCCGCAUUGUUUAUUGAUUCUUUCUGAAAAUUGUUGGGACAGGAAAUAGACUACAUUAGUGUAUGUGUUCGCUAAUAUUAUGUGUCAAUUGACUCUAGAUUUAAUAUGCUCGGAGAUGUAGGCCUAAUGUAUUGGCAAGUCAUUCACGAGCCAUGCUUCAGUAAUUCACUCCAACGAUACUUCAUAUUCGGUUGAUAAACAAAUCUGUCCCUGUUUAUAAAAUAGAUUAACAAUAUUGCUUUCAGUUUAUGUGCAAUCUAAAGGGUCACUUUGAAUUUCACAUUUUUUCAAAAAUAGGUGCUAUUAUAUUCCUUUGAAAUUUGAAGCUUUUGAUACCAAUAACAAUUCCUAUAUGUAAUCUUUUAUUUUUUCAG
Molecule: messenger RNA, 1458 nt
Organism: Styela clava
Lineage: Eukaryota; Metazoa; Chordata; Ascidiacea; Stolidobranchia; Styelidae
Biological process (GO): spliceosomal snRNP assembly
Cellular component (GO): SMN complex
Source: RefSeq, a predicted model, not a curated record